AUGACGAACCUUGAAGAAGAUGUAGGUACAUCAAAAUUCUUGGAUUGGGCCCAAACAGCCGGAAAACUAUGGAUUUCUGAUAAAAUAAGACUCGGAAGGCACAGAUCUGAUGAACAGCAAGGAAGAUGUAUCAUGGCAGUAGAGAGUAUACCCAAAGGCGAAAAAUUAUUUGAAAUACCCCGUGAAAGCGUUUUGAAUGUGACCACUACCAAAUUGUGUGAACAAAAUGACGAAAUGGGUGAGAUCUUAGUUCUAAAGCUGGGACACUGGGAAGGCUUGAUUAUAGCUAUUCUGUAUGAGCUCAAAGUGGUCAAGGAUGAGAGCCAUUGGUGGGCGUAUUUCCAGGUCUGGCCACAGCCUUCUGCGAUCAAUUCUUUAAUGUAUUGGUCGGAGGACGAGAUUUCGCAUCUAACGCCCUCUACAGUGAGCAGCAGAAUUGGUCGCGAAGGUGCCGAGGCGAUGUAUAUGCGCGUGAUGGCUCACAUCAAAGAGUUAGGCCUCUCACAACUUGAAACAGUCACUUGGGAUGAGUUCGUACAUGUGGCUUCGAUCAUCAUGUCUUAUUCAUUUGAUAUGGAGCGGGCCGAUUAUGAAAGCGACGACGAAGAACUUGACGAAGAUAUGACAGAUAGUGCCAGUGGCGAGGCUGUGACACACUCUACAGUUUGGUCCGACGGGUUUUUAAAAUCGAUGGUCCCUAUGGCAGAUAUGUUAAAUGCCGAUACUCAUAAGUGCAAUGCGAACCUAACUUAUUCUCCCGAAUCUCUCAUAAUGGUUGCUGUCAAGGAUAUAGCCGCGGGAGAGCAAGUGUACAACAUCUACGGAGAGUUUUCAAAUUCUGAAAUUCUGCGUCGCUACGGCUACGUGGAGUGGGCAGGUUCCAAGCACGAUUGUGGCGAAAUUUCCCUUGAAACUAUUGUUGCUGCUACUCAGAUUUGCAUGGGUUCUUCUCGUGCCGUAAUUGACAAGGUUUUAGAUUUCAUCAUGAACCAAGCUGACAUCAGAGAUGAAGUGCUGGAAGGCGAGACAUUGAUCAUGGACUCGUAUGACUGUUAUGUGGACGGCCAAUUUUCACCCGAGUUGGUUUCGGUCUUACAGAUUUUAUCAUGCAUCUUACAAGUACCUGGAGUAGAACAGUUGAAUGAUAAAGUUCUUUUAAGUUAUCUGCAAAACCUUGUGAAAAGAUCAAUUCAAAAUGUAAACGCAAACGAAAUCACUAGAUCGUGUGCUCAUUUGUGCGAAUGUGCCGUCGACUUAAGAUUGCGCGCUUACCCCAGUUUUAGCUUUAGAGAGCCUUCGCCGAAUGCCGAGCCGCAAAGCGUAAAGGAAUUGAAAAUAAAAAUGGCCGAGUGUGUCCUGAGAAGCGAAGUUAAAUCAUUUCAAAACUGUUUACUGCUGUUAGAAAACGAAUACCAACUCGUUGAUGACAACUCUCUACUAGACAAGAUAAUAGUUCCAAAGAGGAAGAUUGGACAUAAAAAGAACAAAACGACACCCGCGAAAAGAAUGAAAAAGUAA
Lachancea nothofagi CBS 11611 is the source of this 1518-nucleotide messenger RNA. The record is from the annotation of a GenBank genome assembly. Lineage: Eukaryota; Fungi; Ascomycota; Saccharomycetes; Saccharomycetales; Saccharomycetaceae.